CGGAGAACAUGAUUGGACGAAGCGAGCGCGUGGCGGACGGGGACGAAAUCGGUGCGGCGUUUCGCCGAUCUUAAGAGGCGAGAGCGGGAUUGGCGGACAGGUUUCAAUGAAAAGAUGGCAGUGAAACUAUUGGGAUUGCUGGCUAGAUCUUCACAUACAAUAAGCCAGUGCCGAUGCUUCCCUACAUAUGGAUAUUUAGCAUCAAGCAACAACUUACUAUCAGUAAAUAAAUAUCUCGGGCAACACAUCCCAGAGGCAACUUCUUCUAAUUUUACUAGCAAUUGCAUGGACAUUUCAAACUGGUUUAGUCCACAAACUACUAUUAGUGCUGCAGCAAAAAUUAUCAAUUACUUGACCACGGAUGCUUGCCCUUCAUCCAGAGAACUUCAUCCUCUUAAAGCUUCGAUUUUUAAGCACAAAUUAAAACAUAUAAGAACACUUACUGAAAUAGCAAAUAGACAUUACUCAGUUUUAUCACCUAGCAAAAUUCAACCAAAUCCAGAUAUUGUACCAGUUAAGCGUCUACCAAAAGCAUCAAGGACAAAGCAGCCAUCAAGAGCUAAUCUGCCACUACCAUCUGAAGCUAAGGAUGUAAUGCAGUGUAUAGCCUUUGCAACAGCAGAUGCCUAUCAUCUUGGUAAUCUGUGCCUUGACCUGGUCUCAUCUGGAUAUGUUGAAAUCACAUUACCUAGAGAUGCAGCAAACGUUUUGGUGGUUGGCACAGACAAAACAGCCAAAGAACAUGAUUUGGGGAUCAUAUUUUUCUUCAAGGAAGGGUCUGCUGUGUUUUGGAAUGUUGAAGAAAAAACAAUAAAGAAUAUUUUUCAAAAGCUGGAAAAACAUGAGGUCCAGCCUUAUGAAAUUGCAUUAGUUCACUGGGAAAACGAAGAGAUCAGCUACAGAAGAGGAGAAGGGCAAUCAAAGCUUCACAGAGGAGAAAUCUUGAUCAAUUCAGAUACAGAAGUGGAUGACAUCGUUUUAGAGAAGUUUGCUUUUUCCAACGCUCUGUGCCUUUCUGUAAAACUGGCCAUUUGGGAAGCAUCACUGGAUAAUUUUGUAGAAUCUAUCCAAUCAAUACCUGAGAUGCUUAAAUUAAGAAAGAAACUGAAACUCUCUCAUGCUGAUGUUAUGCAGAAAAUUGGGGAACUGUUUGCCUUGAGGCAUCGUAUAAAUCUGAGUUCUGAUCUGUUGAUUGCCCCAGAUUUCUACUGGGACAGAGAACAUCUUGAACAACUGUAUGAUAAAAUGUAUCGGUUUCUCAGUAUUGAUCGCAGAGUUAAGGUAGUAAAUGAAAAGCUCCAGCAGUGCACAGAACUGACAGAUCUGAUGAGAAAUCAUUUGAAUGAAAAACAUGCUCUGCGCUUGGAAUGGAUGAUAGUAAUACUCAUCACUAUAGAGGUCAUGUUUGAACUUGGAAGAAUGCUUUUCUGAUACCAGGAGUACAUUGCAACAGACAUUUUACGAGACCAGUCGCUGUCCGAGCAACAGGUUUAUUGGACUUCAGCUUUAUUCAUUUUGGAAAGUGAGCAAAUGUCAUGAUAAAUUUAUGGACAUUUGCUACAAAAUGAUGGGGAGUCUGUGCAUUUAAUUUCAUAUUUCAUCAGUUACUAUGUUCCUUGGAAUUCAUAGUGUAAAAGCAUUGUGAGGCUGGUUUUCUAUCUUAAUGGAUGCAGAUUAUCUGUUACAUUACAGGAAAAGGAUAUACAGUAUGUACCACAUUCAGCAGUUUUCUGUAUAUAAGCUGUACAUUUUCUCAUAAUAUAUUCAAUAGAAUUAAGAAAAAUAUGUACAUAAUAUGUCAUUAUGUAUAUGGGGAGCUAAUGCACAGAAAAUUCUAAUAUAGUUCAUUUAUAAAGGAAGAGUUAAAAUUAAAAAUUCUCUUCAGCUAAAAACUGUCUUUCGAACUGUUUUAAUCACAAAGAUUUUAUAAAUUCAGACUGGAUUCUUCAUGAAGCAAGAAGGGUUUAAUGUCUGACUAUAUUGCUUUAGGCAAAUUUUCCUCAGUAACCAUUAUGCACCUAUGAACACCAACUGAAAAGCUGUGAAAUAAAAUAAAUUAAUCUAAUAUCUAGUAAAAUGACUAGUAUCUAGUCAAAAUAGUUUGGAUUGAGAGACCUUAAUUUUGCUUCAAAGAAAUUAAUGCAUUUCUUCAAAGAAGCAAGAUUAAAUUCUCUCAAAUCCAAAAUAUUUUGACUAGCUAUAUCAGAAAACUCAUGAAAGCUUUAAAUUUGUACUCAGGAUCUGGUUCUCAACUAGCUUUCCAAAAUUUAUCAUGAAUGUUACAGUUGUCAGAUUUUAACAUUUUUAUAAGAGUUUAAAAUAAAUUUGCUCUUUAGUUAAAGAAAAUGGGAAGAACUUUUGUAAUUGAACUUACUGCUGAAAUUUUAUCAUGGGAAACAGAAAAUAUACCUGAUAGAAAGCUCUGUUCAUAAUUUUCUGUUUUUUUAUACUGCACAAGUUUAUACAAUAAAAAGCUGAAAGCA
Molecule: messenger RNA, 2483 nt
Organism: Protobothrops mucrosquamatus (brown spotted pit viper)
Lineage: Eukaryota; Metazoa; Chordata; Lepidosauria; Squamata; Viperidae
Gene: RMND1
Product: required for meiotic nuclear division 1 homolog
Exons: 12
Coding region: 115-1431 (438 amino acids)
Biological process (GO): positive regulation of mitochondrial translation
Source: RefSeq, a predicted model, not a curated record